Messenger RNA from Staurois parvus, 357 nucleotides. NCBI's taxonomy places the organism in Eukaryota, Metazoa, Chordata, Amphibia, Anura, Ranidae. The record is from the annotation of a GenBank genome assembly.
AUGCAGACUGCUUCUACAAAUAUUUGUGAAAGAAUGGGUCGCUCUCAGGAACUUGGUGAAUUCAAGCGUGGUACCGUGAUAGGUUGCCACCUGUGCAAUAAGUCCAUCCGUGACAUUUUGUUGCUACUUAAUAUUCUAUUGGCAACUGUUAGUGGUAUUAUAACAAAGUGGAAGCAACUGGGAACAACAGCAACUCAGCCACGAGGUGAGCGGGGUCAGUGUAUGCUGAAACGCACAGUGUGCAGAAGUCACCAACUGUCUGCAGAGUCAAUAGCUAUAGACCUCCAAACUUCAUGUGACCUUCAGAUUAGCACAACAGUGUGUAGAGAGCUUCAUGGAAUGGGUUUCCAUGGCUGA